GACCAUUCAGGUUUUGAUUGAGAGAAAGAUUCCCAUUAUCUUUUUCAGUGUCAACUCUCCAACAAAAGCAAAACUCUUUAAAAAAAACUUCUUUUUUUUUCUAUCAAUAAUACAUUAAAUUAAAAAUUAAAGCAAAAGCAAGAACCCAACACGGUUUCACCCACAUGAAUCCCAACUCGAUUGCAAAGCAUAGCUUUCAAAAAGAUGUGUCUUUUUGAAACUAUUGAAGAUCCAAUCUCGUAAAUUUGAUGGGGUCUGCGUUAGAUUUCUAGAGAGAGAGAGAGAGAGUGCGUGUGUCUGUGAAAAGCUGAGAACUUUAUUCGUCUAGAGAGAGAGAAAGCUCAGAGCUUUAACGAAGAUGGAGGCGAAGCAGAUGAGGUUUCUUACUCACCAAGCUUUCUUCUCCUCGGUUCGAUCAGGAGACCUCAACCAACUCCAAGAAUUAGUCGAAAAGUUAACCGGAGACGAACUCAUCGAUGAGUCAUCGCCGUCUUCUGCUGUGUCUGAGCUUAUGUCCGUUCAAAACGACGCCGGAGAAACCGCCGUGUACAUCGCCGCCGCUGAGAAUCUGCAAGAUGUUUUCAGUUACUUGAUUAGGUUUUGUAGUUUGGAAGCAGUUAAGAUCAGAUCCAAAUCCGACAUGAACGCUUUUCAUGUCGCCGCCAAACGAGGACACUUAGGCAUAGUGAAGGAGCUACUGAGUCUAUGGCCUGAGCUUUGCAGAAUCUGCGACGCUUCAAACACGAGUCCGCUCUACGCAGCUGCGGUUCAAGAUCACUUAGAGAUAGUAAACGCAAUGCUAGAUGUUGAUCCGACCUGUGCGAUGAUCGUUAGAAAGAACGGGAAAACAUCGCUGCACACAGCGGGCAGGUACGGUCUUCUUCGGAUAGUGAGAGCUCUCCUAGAGAGAGACGCAGCGAUCGUCGGUGUCAAAGAUAAGAAAGGUCAGACCGCUCUUCACAUGGCUGUUAAAGGGCAAAGCGUGGAAGUAGUUGAAGAGAUUUUGCAGGCUGAUUACAGUAUAUUAAACGAUAGAGAUCGUAAAGGGAACACAGCUCUUCAUAUCGCUACUCGAAAGUGCCGGCCACAGAUAACGAGCUUGUUGCUGACGUUCACGGCGAUUGAAGUAAACGCGGUUAACAACCAGAAAGAAACCGCAAUGGACUUGGCUGAUAAGCUUCAGUACAGCGAGUCAGCGUUGGAGAUCAACGAGUCUUUAGUAGAAGCCGGGGCCAAACACGGUAGAUUCAUAGGCCGUGAAGACGAAGCUAGAGCCUUGAAGCGAGCAGUGAGCGAUAUCAAACACGAGGUGCAGUCACAGCUUCUACAGAACGAGAAAACCAACCGGCGCGUCUCCGGGAUCGCCAAAGAGCUGAGAAAGCUCCACAGAGAAGCGGUACAGAACACAACUAACUCGAUAACGGUCGUGGCGGUUCUGUUCGCGUCCAUAGCGUUCUUGGCGAUAUUCAACUUACCUGGUCAGUACUUCACCGACGGGUCGCGAGCGGGGAAAGCGGAGAUCUCGGGGAGCACGGGGUUCCGAGUGUUCUGUCUUUUAAACGCGACGUCGCUGUUUAUAUCGUUAGCGGUCGUGGUGGUUCAGAUAACGCUGGUUGCGUGGGACACACGUGCGCAGAAGAAAGUCGUGUCGGUGGUGAAUAAGCUGAUGUGGGCGGCUUGCGCGUGCACUUUUGGAGCGUUUUUGGCGAUUGCGUUUGCGGUUGUGGGGAAAGGGAACUCGUGGAUGGCGAUCACGGUGACGGUGCUUGGGAUGCCCAUACUGGUGGGGACGUUGGCGAGUAUGUGUUAUUUUGUGUUUAGGCAGAGGUUUAGGAGUGGCAAUGACUCGCAGAGGAGGAUAAGGAGAGGGAGAGGGAGUGGGAGUAGAUCCUUCUCUUGGUCUUACUCUGCUCAUGUUUCUGAUUUUGAGGAUGAGUCUGAUUUCGAGAAGAUUAUCGCUCUUUGAAAUUGGAUUUCGUCUUGUAUAGUGGAGAGAGGAGGGAUCGUCUCUUCUUUUUUUUUCUUUUCUUUUUUCCCAUGUUUGUGAUGUAUUUUUGGAAAAAAAGAUGAAAAAUGUAAUGUUGUUGUAAUACUAGAAAAAAAAAAUAAUGUUGUAUUCAUAGAAAAUAAAUAAACAAAAUAUUAUAAUCUAUUCGUA
This is a messenger RNA of Brassica napus (rape), 2158 nucleotides long. RefSeq names its product ankyrin repeat-containing protein At2g01680. Lineage: Eukaryota; Viridiplantae; Streptophyta; Magnoliopsida; Brassicales; Brassicaceae. The transcript is spliced from 3 exons. Gene Ontology annotation, cellular component: plasma membrane. Gene Ontology annotation, molecular function: protein phosphatase regulator activity; protein phosphatase 1 binding. The record is from RefSeq and is a predicted model, not a curated record. Bases 359 to 1966 code for a protein of 535 amino acids.